UGCACUCAAAUUCCUGGCCGUAGAUUCCGUUGGGGUAGUUAUAAAUGCCAGUGUCGACAGGGCUUUGAAUAUCCGUUGAACGAUCUGGUAUGGUUUUUCGAUGGUGAGACUAUGGAGCGUGAGUUUUUAUUGAAGCGAGACGGCAAAUCUAAUCGGUUUGAUAUGCUUCGUUGUCGACAAGGCCUUGCUUCCUCAAUCUAUGCUCCCCCACUGGCCUGGUUCCUCGCUUUGGCGGGGUUAAUUCAAACAAUCAUAAAGCUGGCGUAG
Messenger RNA from Protopolystoma xenopodis, 267 nucleotides. The record is from the annotation of a GenBank genome assembly. NCBI's taxonomy places the organism in Eukaryota, Metazoa, Platyhelminthes, Monogenea, Polystomatidea, Polystomatidae.